ACAAAGAUUUUCGUAUUAAAUUCUUAUUUACUCGUAUUUACUACGAACGAGUCGAAUAUUGUCAAAGUGCUGCAACCAAUCACUCGAAUGAUGUCUGCUUCGACUAAGAGGAUACAAACAGCGGACCAUAUUAAUAUCGAUAAUAUACUGCAUCAUGUGUGUGUGACGUGUGUAUUUAUUAUAUAUAUGUAGCUCUAUAUUAAGAGUCCCUUCGCGUUUUCAUUGCAACAUUAUUUUGCCGCCUCAUUACAAAACGGCGUAUGCUCCUCAGACUUCGACGAUAUCGAAAUGCAAGAAGAAAGAGUCUGUAAAAACAAAAAACAAAAAAUAGAAAGGAAAAAAAACGAUACGUGCACGUAUAUAAUAUAAUAUAUUAUAAUAUAUUCAUUUGUGGUCACCAAAUGUACGCCGUCCCGUUUAAUUGACAUGUUGCGCGGUAGAGGAGGUAUUAUUAUUAAUUAUUAUGUACAGUAUAUAAUAUAAUAUAGUUGUAUAGUAGUAAAAAACGAAAAGGGGGACGACCAUCGAUGGCGUACACAUGUUUGUGUACAUACGGUAUGGUAGCACUUGGAUUUUUUUUUCAACACAAUAUUAAAACUUUUUCUACAGUCAUUGUCGUCGUCUUCUGGUUAUUCGCCGUAAACACACACACACAUACACAAACACACACACAUAUGCGCGAGCCCAUACUUAUAUAUAAUAAUAAUAAUAAAAAUAAUUAAUAACACAAUAAUAUUCAUCAACUAUUAUUAUCCGAUUGAAAGAUGACAACGAGAAAAAAAAUGAAAAAUAAAGCGUAGAAAAAAAAAACAAACAUGACGUCUAAAACGCGAGCUAAACACUCGGUAAUGGCGACAGGGAUCGAGGCGUUAUACACAAAGCCGGUGGACAAGGGGAUGCGGAGGAGGUGAAAAUCACGUGUGCCGACUCGGUGAUUAAUAUGCCAGAGGAAUAAAAAAAGAAACGUCCCUUCGAACCUAUGAUGUGCUCUCCGAGGUGACGAGGAGCCAGUCUUGCACAGGCCACGAAGACGAACAGGUUCAUCGCACAUCUAAGACCGAUACCAAAUAAUACGCGAUACCUAUUCAUCAAGAUAAUAUUAUACUGUGAUCUUGUGUUGUUAUAAAAUUGCUAUAUCGCAGCAUAAAUCGAUCGACGUCAGCAAUAUUUAAGUCAGUGUUUAGUGGCAGUUAGUUUAUAAAAAAAUAAAAUAAUUACCGAGGAAGUCAAAACCGUACGGCUCUGAAAACCUCCUGCGUGGGUGCAUUUUUAUUUCUAUUUCAUUCGUUUCGCAAAUAUCGAAAAGAACGCCAAAAGAUUCACGAUGAAGAUCGAAAACGACGCAGAUCCUUAUAUGUGGUUUGCCGACUGUCUGGGACCUGAGCCGCAGGACUGGAUGAAGGACGUGGGGCUGGAUUGGUUUGACGAGGAACUGUUGGGCCGACCUGAAUCACCCGUGCCGUCAGCACCAGUGCCAAGACCCUCGGCUAUGGAAAACAGUGGUGACCAUCGGAGAUACCGAGGUAGUUACCCGUCAUAUACCAUAGAGUCGUCUGCAUGGCUCAUCCAACAACACCAACGGUCGGCCGACUCCGGGGACGACAACGACGAAGACGACUCGUUGCCACCUCCCGUCUUGCCACCCAUGAUACCCGGCACCAGGAGUUUUUCCGACCAACUGCACAGGAUCCGGAAACCAUAUGCUUUAGGCUCACCACCAUCCACCUCAGCUUCUGGAUUAUUGGAAGUCCAAGAUUUUGAUUCAUUUGGACACACAAUUAUGGCCGACGAAGAAGUUUGUUUUGACAUACCAUUUUUAAUGAACGACCAAGAUGAUAAAUCGCUCCUUCCAUCAGACAAUCAGGUGGUGAUGGCCAAAGACGAUUGUGAUGCCAUAAUGUUUGACACAUUUUUGGAGCCACUAUACCAAGGCAAUCCCUGCGACGGAGUGUUGGCGUGCGAAUGGGAAGGGUGCACGGUAAAAGUCGAUGGGCCAGGUCAAGAACCGCUGGUGCGGCACAUCGAGAAACUACACGUGGACACCGCUCCCCGGGGCGCCUGCGCGCAGUACACGUGCCAGUGGCGGGGCUGCCCCAGGCGCGUGCGUCCGUUCAACGCCCGGUACAAGCUGCUCAUACACAUGCGAGUGCAUUCGGGUGACAAGCCCAACAAAUGCACGUUUGCUGGCUGUCCAAAAGCAUUCUCUAGGCUAGAGAAUUUAAAAAUUCAUCAGCGGUCACACACCGGUGAAAAACCAUAUUCAUGUCAAUUUUUGGGUUGCUCAAAAGCGUUCAGUAACAGUUCGGAUCGAGCGAAACAUCAAAGAACACAUUUCGAACAGAAACCAUAUGCCUGUACGGCAAGUGGAUGUAACAAACGGUACACUGACCCGAGUUCACUCCGAAAACAUGUAAAAAACCAUUCGCCACAACCAUCUACGAAGCAUUGGUCCAAAAAUAAUAUUUUACCUAAACCCCAUCAUGUUCAAUCAGAAUUGGGCAGUACAACAAACACUCAGGCAAUACGUUAUCCCGAUGAAAAACAGUUCAAAAUCAAAUUAGAAAAGACUCAAUGGUAAAAUGUAUGUUGCAUAACGCAUACUUUUUAGGUUUAUGAAGCAUGUGAUUUUUGAAAACUAAGCUCAUGGAUUUAUAAUAAUUUGUUGUGAUUAUAGAGAAUAAAAACUAUUUAAAUAAGGUAUCUUAAGCAGAUUAAAUUUAGGGAUGCAUUUUAAAUUUUUGUUGUCUUUUAAUAUUAUAAUUAUAUAUCAAUCUCAUUUAUUUUAACUUUUCU
Messenger RNA from Myzus persicae (green peach aphid), 2793 nucleotides. Its product is annotated as zinc finger protein 232-like. Bases 1325 to 2578 code for a protein of 417 amino acids. Gene Ontology annotation, cellular component: nucleus. The transcript is spliced from 8 exons. Gene Ontology annotation, molecular function: RNA polymerase II cis-regulatory region sequence-specific DNA binding; DNA-binding transcription factor activity, RNA polymerase II-specific. The record is from RefSeq and is a predicted model, not a curated record. Gene Ontology annotation, biological process: regulation of transcription by RNA polymerase II. Lineage: Eukaryota; Metazoa; Arthropoda; Insecta; Hemiptera; Aphididae.